GGUCACUAAAUCAAACGCACUGCGUUACAGAUAUUGCCCAGGCGCAGUAAAUCGAGUAGGCCUUUAUUUGUAAACAUGGAGCUCGUCCGCAUGCUGGAGAGUUAUCGAGGGAGGGACAAAAUUAUUCGUUUGUGUACCUAUGCCGCCAUGUGCGUGGGAGGCAGUGGGCAGGGGAAUUUCCACAAGAAAUUACUGACCAUUUCCGCGGAAUUAGGUGGUGCUAGAACCACCAUGCGAUUAUUUGACGACCUUUCUAUGUUGUUUUCUAACUUGAAGUACGGGACAGGUGCGCAGGAAAAGAACCCCUUGGUUCGACUGAUGAGUCUGGUCACAAACAUAACGUACCAAAUCUUCUUUCCUGUGGAGCACAUCUAUUGGCUGGCUGAUAAAAAAGUACUCACUUCCUUCACACCAUGGAAAUGGGUUGUCGGCAGUAUCGUGGCCUGGGCAGUAGCUCUGUUUGCAGACAUGAUCAAAAUGGUUGCAAAAAUAGUGUCUUUAAAGAAGGAACUCAGAGAACUUAGGAAACAAACAUUGUUACAGUCCUCGGAAGAAAGUGAAGAUCAGGUGAGAUCAGAAAGAAAGACAACUGUGGUUAGGGAGAUUCAGGAGAGUUAUCUAACCUUGAUCCAAGACAUGGCUGACUUCACAAAUGCCAUCAGCUGGCUACCUCCAGGGCUAGUCCUGUGGUCAGGAAAAUUGUCACGCUUCCAGAAUGGAAUAUUUGGAAUGAUUUCUUCUAUCAUUCUGCUUUACAAAGCUUGGCCAAGUAAGCAAAAAAGUUCCUAGUCAAUUGUUCAUGUAAAUUGCCUUGUUGAAUUAUAAACAGUUUGUUUGGUGCUGAAAAUCCAUUUUAAGUUGUAUUUUAUGUACAUAUUAAUUUGUAAUUUAUUGUAUUCAAGUUAAAGAUAAUGUCCAUAGCAUGCAUAAAUUUAUAUGAUUUUGGAAUUCACCUAAGUGGAAGUUUGAAGUCUGAGCUCCUAAUCAAAGUUGUCAUUAAUGUCGUAUUAAAAUUUUUACUGUUUCAUUUUUUUCCUAAAGAAUUACAUGUACUAGAUUAAUUGCAACACAACUUGACAUGGAUUAUUUAUGUAAAUGGAAUUUAAGUAUGUUAAAAUGAAUGGUCAUGCCUCUUCUCAAGAACAAUAGGAACAGUAAAGGAAAAAACUUAGCUGAAUGCUUCCUGACAUGGUGUAGGUUCUGGGUGUAUUCAUAUUAGUGUGUUUUGCUAUGUAAGACAGAGAGUAUGUAUAUCAUUCAUAUUUGGAGAGGGAGGGGGACUCUUACUACUAGUAUUUCUUUCAGCCAUGUUCACUUUAUUAAAUAAGAAUUUUUAUUUGCAUAUUUAUGUUAAAACUUGAAAACAAAUAUGUCUUAAAUUAUAUUGUAAACCAUUACAGUUAUCAAGCAUUGAUGCUUCUGAUCUAAUCUAGAUACAAAUUUAAAAACAAAUUAGCCUUCUCAUUAACCAUAA
This is a messenger RNA of Saccostrea cuccullata (small rock oyster), 1474 nucleotides long. Its product is annotated as peroxisomal membrane protein 11C-like. The transcript has 4 exons. The record is from RefSeq and is a predicted model, not a curated record. NCBI's taxonomy places the organism in Eukaryota, Metazoa, Mollusca, Bivalvia, Ostreida, Ostreidae. The coding region runs from base 76 to 789 and encodes 237 amino acids. Gene Ontology annotation, biological process: peroxisome fission. Gene Ontology annotation, cellular component: peroxisomal membrane.